Messenger RNA from Trichosporon asahii var. asahii CBS 2479, 1347 nucleotides. Its product is annotated as glycosyltransferase family 90 protein. NCBI's taxonomy places the organism in Eukaryota, Fungi, Basidiomycota, Tremellomycetes, Trichosporonales, Trichosporonaceae. The transcript has a single exon. The coding region runs from base 1 to 1347 and encodes 448 amino acids. The record is from RefSeq and is a predicted model, not a curated record.
AUGUUCCCCUUCCGCGCCGUUUCGCCCAAGGACGUGCGCACGCUGAUCGACCGCGCAAGCAAAGAGGCGGACACGUUUGUGAUCACCGUGCACGACGGCCAGGUGACGCACACGGGAGGCGACGACGGGCCGGCGAUCCACCGCAAAAGAUUGGAUGGUCAGCUGGACCUGAUUGCGGACGUGGCCAAGGACAUUCCGGACAUGCGCGUCGUGUAUUCGGCGCAGGACACGCCGAGCACAAUUAUCUCGUACGAUCAGCGACAGGAGCUGUCGCAGGGCGUCGAGAACAACGAGUACGUGCCGCUCGCACGCAUCAAGUCGGACAACCAGUUCACGGGCUGGCUCGCGUCGUGCAGCUACAACUCGCCGCUGCGGCAGCACGGCUAUGACCCCAUCCCCGUCGAGGACAUUGACUGGGCCGAGAAGACGUUCAUCGUCGACCACCUUAAGAGCAUGGACAUGUGUGCGCAUCCCGAGCUUAUCCCGCAGCACGGCCUCCUCGCCGGCCUGCGUCUGCAGCGCGGCACGGACCCGCUCUCGGCCAAGUUUGCGAUCAGCAAGACGCUCGCGCAUGCUGACGUGCUUGGCGUCCCGACUGAGCGGUUCACAGAGGCAUCGACCGUGUCCCCCAUCCCCUGGGCCGAGAAGAACGGUGACCGGCUCCUAUGGCGCGGCGCGAACACGGGCAUCUGGCACAAGGAGCGGAACCACUGGCGGGGCACGCAUCGCCUGCGUUUGAUGUCCCUGACGAAUGCGUACGACGGUGUCGCGCGCGUCAUUGGCCCGCAAGUGAAGGGCACGGUGGGGCAGGCGACGGUCGACGCCCCACUGGACAAGCUGAAUGAGCAGCACGUCGACAUUGCCUUUGUCGGCGAGCCGAUCCAGUGCGAAGAGUCGGACGGGAGCUGCGCCGAGAUCAAAGAGAACUAUGCGUUCCGCGGCCGCGUCACGCCUGAUGACAUGGACCACGCCAAGUACCUCAUCGACGUGGACGGUAAUGCGUGGAGUGCGCGGUUCCAGCGCCUCAUGCUCUCAGGCUCGCUCCUGCUCAAGUCUACAGUCAUGCCCGAGUGGUUCUCGGACCGCAUCCAGCCGUGGCUGCACUAUGUCCCCGUCAAGGUCGACUAUGGGGAUCUGUACGACGCGCUCGUCUUCUUCAAGGGCAACGACGCGCUGGCCAAGGAGAUUGCAGAGAAUGCGCGCGAGUGGACGGAGAAGUUUUACCGCCGCGAAGACAUGGUCGCGUACGCGUUCCGGCUGUACCUCGAGUGGGCGCGCUUGCAGGCCGAAGACCGCGACGCCGCCAGCUACACGUACGACGAGAAGGAUGAGUUGGAGCGCAAGUAG